This is a messenger RNA of Hyaena hyaena (striped hyena), 1728 nucleotides long. RefSeq names its product Wnt family member 6 (gene WNT6). Gene Ontology annotation, cellular component: extracellular region. The transcript has 4 exons. Bases 270 to 1367 code for a protein of 365 amino acids. Gene Ontology annotation, molecular function: frizzled binding; cytokine activity. The record is from RefSeq and is a predicted model, not a curated record. Lineage: Eukaryota; Metazoa; Chordata; Mammalia; Carnivora; Hyaenidae. Gene Ontology annotation, biological process: canonical Wnt signaling pathway; neuron differentiation; multicellular organism development.
CGGGCCCCGCUCCCCUCCCACCCCCGCCCCCGGCUCUGAUUUCUUCUCCCGAGCGAGCUCGGCGGGAGACACAGGCGCUGGCUGCCCCGUCCGCUCUCCGCCUCCGCCGCGCCCUCCUCGCCCGCAAUGGGCCCCCCCGCUGCCGCCGGAGCCACCGCCUCCCGGCCGCCGCCGCCGCCGGAGCCGCGCUCGCCCUGAAGCCCGCGCCGCCGCGCGCACCGGCCGGCCCCGCAGCCUCGCCCCCCCGACAGCACCGGCUGUCGCUCACGAUGCUGCCGCCCGCGCCCUCCCUCCUCGGGCUGCUGCUGCUGCUGCUCCUGUGUCCCGCGCACGUCGGCGGACUGUGGUGGGCGGUGGGCAGCCCCCUGGUCAUGGAUCCUACCAGCAUCUGCAGGAAAGCACGGCGGCUGGCAGGGCGGCAAGCUGAGCUGUGCCAAGCCGAGCCAGAGGUGGUGGCGGAGCUAGCCCGGGGCGCCCGGCUUGGGGUGCGAGAGUGCCAGUUCCAGUUCCGAUUCCGCCGCUGGAAUUGCUCCAGCCACAGCAAGGCCUUUGGGCGCAUCCUGCAGCAGGACAUCCGGGAGACGGCCUUCGUGUUCGCUAUAACGGCCGCGGGCGCCAGCCACGCAGUCACGCAGGCCUGCUCCAUGGGCGAGCUGCUGCAGUGUGGCUGCCAGGCGCCCCGAGGGAGGGCCCCGCCGCGUCCCCCCGGCCUGCCCGGCACCCCCGGGCCCCCCGGCUCCGCUGGCUCCCCCGACGGCAGCGCCGCCUGGGAGUGGGGGGGCUGCGGCGACGACGUGGACUUCGGGGACGAGAAGUCAAGGCUCUUUAUGGAUGCGCGGCACAAGCGGGGACGCGGAGACAUCCGUGCGUUGGUGCAACUUCACAACAAUGAGGCCGGCCGGCUGGCCGUGCGGAGCCACACGCGCACCGAGUGCAAGUGCCACGGGCUGUCGGGCUCGUGCGCGCUGCGAACCUGCUGGCAGAAGUUGCCCCCGUUCCGUGAGGUGGGCGCGCGGCUGCUCGAGCGCUUCCACGGCGCCUCGCGUGUCAUGGGAACCAACGACGGCAAGGCUCUGCUGCCCGCCGUCCGCACUCUGAAGCCGCCGGGCCGCGCCGACCUGCUCUACGCCGCCGACUCGCCCGACUUCUGCGCUCCCAACCGGCGCACCGGCUCGCCCGGCACGCGCGGCCGCGCCUGCAACAGCAGCGCCCUGGACCUCAGCGGCUGUGACCUGCUGUGCUGCGGCCGCGGGCACCGCCAGGAGAGCGUGCAGCUCGAGGAGAACUGCCUGUGUCGCUUCCACUGGUGCUGCGUAGUGCAGUGCCACCGCUGCCGCGUGCACAAGGAGCUCAGCCUCUGCCUCUGACGCGCCGCCGGGCCCCCCCAAGCCGCGCGCCCCUCGGCGUCGGCGGGACCUCCGGACUCCGGCAGGGGCGCUGCCUGGCUGCUCGCAGCGAAAGUCCAUCUCCCAGGUCUCCGCGAACUGUGAGGCGGCGGGGCUUGAGAUACACGCCCGCCCACGAAGGCGAGGGGCUGCUGGAGGCCACCCACCCCAGGGGAGCGCUCUGGAGGGCCCCUGGGGGAGGCUAUGCAGUCCCUUCCGCUCUGUGGCCCCCAUAUGGAAAGGAAGAGCCAGUCUCUAGGCCUCUGGAUGCAGGACUCCUUAGAACUGCUGGCCAUGGGGUGGGUGGGUGAGUUUAGUAUCAAUAAAAAUAUUUAAACCAAUA